Messenger RNA from Brassica napus (rape), 929 nucleotides. RefSeq lists its product as uncharacterized. The record is from RefSeq and is a predicted model, not a curated record. The coding region runs from base 144 to 725 and encodes 193 amino acids. NCBI's taxonomy places the organism in Eukaryota, Viridiplantae, Streptophyta, Magnoliopsida, Brassicales, Brassicaceae. Gene Ontology annotation, molecular function: protein binding; nucleic acid binding; RNA-DNA hybrid ribonuclease activity. The transcript has 6 exons.
AUCGUAAUUGGUUAAGUGGUACCUCAUUGUUAUAUUAUAUGUUGGGAUAAAAAAAAUUUCCUAGAAAAUAAAAGAUUGGUCCAUCUUCCCAGCCGUCGUGAAUCCUGAUUUGAAUCGCCUCAUUGCUCUUUGAAGCCCUUGCUAUGGAUCAUUCUCUUCCCAAGCCUUGGAAAUGCCUUGUCGAUGAUCGAACUGGCAACUUAUACUUUUGGAAUCCUGAGACCAAUGUUGCUCAAUAUGAGCGACCUAUUUGCCCUCCACCUCGCAACGUUGCUCAAGGCUCAUGUACCAUCGAGUUUGACGGUGCUUCAAGAGGAAACCCAGGAAGAGCAGGUGCAGGAGCCGUUCUCCGUGCUUCAGACAAUACUGUGCUCUUCUAUCUUCGCGAGGGUUUAGGCUUUGCUACAAACAACGUUGCUGAGUAUCGAGCUCUCAUUCUUGGCCUCGAGUGUGCUCUUAGCAAAGGCUUUAGAAAUGUGCGCGUCCAGGGUGAUUCAAUGCUUGUCUGUAUGCAGGUUCAAGGUGCAUGGAGAGUCCAAGACCCGAAAAUGGCUCAGCUUUGUGGACAAGCAAAGGAGCUUAUGAGGCAGUUUAGCUCAUUCCACAUUCAACACGUUGGCAGGGAACUCAAUUCCGAGGCUGAUGCUCAAGCUAACCAUGCGAUCAAUCUGGCAGAGAAUGAAACGGAAGAGAUUGCAGGCGGCUUUAGAAGAAGGAUAUACUAAUAUCCAAGUGGAGUAAUAUGCAUCUUCCUGUUUUCUUGUUUUUGGGAUCAUGUCUUUUAGCAUGUUAUGUGUUAACAUAAACAUGAAGACGAUGAUGAACAUGCUCUUCUCUCUCUUUUGCUUUGUCCCACGGCAAUUUGACUUCCCAAGAACAUGUCUAUGUCGUCUACCACUUCUUAUUCUAUUCAAUAGUUUUCCAUAUAA